AUGCUAGUGUACGAGUACAUCUCCAAUGGAACUCUUUCUAAACAUCUUCAUGAAUCUUCCAGCAAACUACCAUGGCAUACUAGAUUGAACAUUGCCAUCGAAACUGCAAGACUCAGGCAUCAUCCACCGGGAUACCAUGUUACUCAUGUUACAACUAUUCCACUAGGAACUCGUGCUUACAUAGAUCCUGACUACUACUUAUCUGGAAAGGUCAGUAACAAAAGUGAUGUCUACAGUUUUGGAGUGGUCUUGCUUGAAUUCAUUGUUAGCAGUGGCAGAGUUAGCAUUUCCGUGUGUGCAGUGUCCCAAGGAACUCAGACCAUCCAUGAAACAGGUGCUAGAGACCCUGGAGGGCAUAAGGAAAGGAAAAUGGGGAUUCAACCAGAUAACAUAGUCUUUAUUCAUACUGCAGAUAAAUUCUUAUAUGAUUUCUGA
Sphenostylis stenocarpa is the source of this 435-nucleotide messenger RNA. Lineage: Eukaryota; Viridiplantae; Streptophyta; Magnoliopsida; Fabales; Fabaceae. The record is from the annotation of a GenBank genome assembly.